AUGAAAAAGUUACCAGAAGCCAGACCCGACCAGAGGUACGUUUGUCUUCUGUGCGACUUCCGCACCAAUCGCAAGGCCAUCUACCACCACAUACGCAACCACGUGCUCAAGAUGGAGUGCCCGAUAUGUUACGAGAUAAUUCCCAACAAACACGACUUCGCAAUUCAUAUAGACCAAUCACAUGCAGACAAAAAGAAAACCUUACAGUUCUGCGAACCAUGCAAACUUGAGUUCCCAAACACUGCUGAACUGAUCCGACAUAAAAAAUUCUCCCAUAACGUUGUCAAAUGCACAUUCUGCCCAGAGAGUAUGAUUCGAAAGAAGAUGGUGAAGCAUAUGAGACAAUUCCACGAACUCGACUUGCCAACUUGCGAGAUGUGUGGCUUCAAAUCCAUACAUAAGAGCAAAGUAACCCGGCACAAAAAACUAGUUCAUUUGAAAGAGAAAAGGAUGACAUGUGACGUUUGUAAAUACCAAUGCUUCGAUACUUACGCCUUAAAAAAGCACAUGGUUAGGCACGAAGGGGAGAAGUCAUACGAGUGUAAGUUUUGCAAGAAGAAAUUUGCGCGUAAGACAACUUGUAGUAUGCAUGAGAAGAUCCACACGGGGGAGAAGAACAAGGUUUGUGAGUUGUGUGGCGCCGCCUUUGUGCAGAAAGCGAGUUUGAACUACCACAUGUUGAAAUACCAUCCUGAUAGUGUUCAGGACUGCAAGCAAUAG
Messenger RNA from Cydia amplana, 720 nucleotides. RefSeq names its product gastrula zinc finger protein XlCGF26.1-like. Gene Ontology annotation, molecular function: RNA polymerase II transcription regulatory region sequence-specific DNA binding; DNA-binding transcription factor activity, RNA polymerase II-specific. NCBI's taxonomy places the organism in Eukaryota, Metazoa, Arthropoda, Insecta, Lepidoptera, Tortricidae. Gene Ontology annotation, cellular component: nucleus. The transcript has a single exon. The record is from RefSeq and is a predicted model, not a curated record. The coding region runs from base 1 to 720 and encodes 239 amino acids. Gene Ontology annotation, biological process: regulation of transcription by RNA polymerase II.